GGGAAUAUUAUGGCAUUUUCCACAAAGCACGGAGGAUGAUUAGCCAAGUACUUAGCGCGCUGAGCUCGUGCUGAACAACGAACGACAGGUGUCCACAGGCCCUGCUCAUCGUCCAGCACAGCGAGCAAGAUGACCCACAUCCUGCCUCCGCACACUGACCUCAAUCUUGUACCAUCGUCUCUUCAUUCAGCCCUUCAUAUGGACCCAAAUCAACAGCAACAGCAACUUCAACAGCCUAAUCAGCCUCAUCAACAACAGGCGCCGACAACCUCCAAGAAGAGAGGACGGAAGGCGGACACAAAUUCUGAUGACGCUGGCUCACCGUCCGAACCAAGACGGCUCAGACGCUCCCAUGAGGCUUGCGCACGAUGCAGGAGCAAGAAAAUUAAGUGCGACUCGAAACAUCCUAAAUGUACAGCGUGCGCGACGGCUGGUGUCCCUUGCCAGCAGGAGGACAGACAUAGGCAGACCCUCACUCUUAGAGGUCACACCGAAUUCAUCGAGCGCCAGAUCGCUCAAUGCGAUGCUCUCUUGAAACGUCAUAUCUCUGAUUUCAGUAUGGCCAACCUCGACGAGAUAUGUCGGAGGGAGGGCAUUGAGGUCGACGGUCAUCCCGCCCCUGAAUUCGCUCAAUCGAGCCCACAAUUCCCACAGCAACCAAAUGGCCCUCCUCCCGGGGCGAUUUAUGGGCCUCCUUUCGUUCACCCCGCAUACCCUUACGGUGUACCUAUGCCGCAUGGGUACCCAUCACAUAUGCCGAUGCCAGGACCCCCUGGCGCUUACGGACCCAUUCAUCCUGGGUUCCCCCCUCCCCCUCCACAGCAUAUGCAGGCCCCGCCCCAGGUUCAACCACAGCCUCAACCACAGCCACAGCAGCCACAACAACCACAUCCAGUCCCGCCUCCAGUUAUAGCUGCUACGGCCAAUGUUGAAGUCAAAGGUCAAGAUCCGCAAUCUUUGGAUAUGUCAACUACGAGGGCACUGGCCAAGAGCUUUGGUGUUCACCCCCUCAUCGUAAACGACAGUCACCUGGGUUCAGGUGACAAGGAAGAUCUUGCAGUUGGCUCAAAUGGCUUAUCAUCGGGGCGUGAUCGUGGCAUCACGGAACAAUCGAUACCCCGCGAUCUUACAAAAUGGAUUUCUAUUUCUGUAGCAACCAGCAAUACUGGUGGCUCUUCUACAAUAUCCACCUCCGCACUAACAAUGCUAUGGAUGCCCAAGGAUCGCUCGUUGGCGAACAGGAUCGUUGAUGUUUACUUCAACCACCUCAACGUCCACCGCCCUGUCUUCUUCCGAUCAGACUUUGAGCACAAGUUAAAUGCGCUUUACGACGGGGAAAAUGUACAACAUGAUCCAGGCUUUAUUUGCAGCAUGUACCUCAUUCUGGCACUUGGGACAUUGAGCGAGUUAAAUCACCAAGGGAGUAUCAUUGAUAAGGACAAAAAGACGCCCAGCGAUAGUCCAAUCAAUACCAAGAAGCUGCUCCCUGCUAUAUGGCCUGAGCACGAUGAAUUUUUCGAGCGUGCGCUGGCCGUCAAGCCUCACCUACGUGUCACGAUCUCCAGUCUUCAAGCACUGCUCUUGUUGCAUUGGUAUCUGUACACCGAGCGACAAGGCCGCUCCCUUUGGCGCUUGGUUGGAAGUCUUGUUCGUCUUUCAAUCGAACUUGGUCUGCACCAUGAUCCCACGGCGCAGCCCAACACCUUCACAGAUGAGGAGUGUCAGCUACGCAUUCGGCUUUGGGGCACUGUCAUGGUGCACGACCGAGGCACUUCCAUUCUUCUCGGACGUCCACUUGCCAUUGCUCCCUAUGACUCCAACACGCCUCGCCCCACACACGGACUCAAGGGCCAGAAUGCUGAUUUCUCUGAACACUUCCUUCUUUCCCACCCUAUCGCAGAAAUACAGGCGGACAUCAUCAACUCUCUAUAUGCUCCCUCACGGCAGAGUGCUGAUACUAUCAUGAGGCACGCAACGAGGAUCAUCAAAAGCAUGCUUGAGUUCAGGAGACAGCUCCCCGAUAGCUACAAGUGGUACUUUGGAGGAACUGAAGACUGGCCUUUGGAGAGGCGACAGAAGCUGGUCCAGGGCAUUACAGAAGAUCAGGGACUGACGUUGCUCAAAUUUGGUAUCGCGAGGAUCCUACUUCUUCGUGCCCUGUUCAGUCUUAAGGAACUCGACUACAACCACCGUUCGAAGGCACUCGUCGAUGCUAUUGUCACGUCACACAACAUUAUUAUUGUCCACAAUCAGCUCAUUCGUUUCCCCGACAUCGCCUUUUUUGUUUCUCCCGACCCUCUUCAUAUCGCGGCAAUGGUCAUCCUCUACGGUCACAUGUCUCACUGUGAGCGCCUCUCACGCCAAGUGAUGAUCGAAGACGUUUGGAUGGCACUUGACAUGCUUCCACGCUUCCGUUGGCGUUGGGAACGAAAGGACUUGAAUGGCGGGCACCCUCUUAUCUCCAAGCUCGCUGAGAAAGUUCUUAACGUCAACCUCCGCACAGUUGGACCUACCAAAGACCCUGUCUUACUUUCUGAGCUUGAUUGGGAGGCAGAUUCACCUGGGAUGCUGUCGUCGCCAGCGUUGAGUGGUCAACAGCAAUUGCGCGUGCAUCCGGGGACUCCCACGAUGUCACACCCAUCCUAUUCAAUGGCGGACAAACUCGCAGAGGUGCCCGCUGGGCUAUUCUACCCUUUCUAUCAGAAUCCGAUGAGUGCUACCCCCCGUGACGCCGGAGUUACCGGUGGAGACUCCGGUCAGGACCCACAGGGUUAUGGUCACCUGCUGGCGGCCGCAGCGCAGCCAAAUGGGACAUACGGGUGCCAGCCAUCGUCGGAUUCAUACAUGCUUGAAGAGAUUGUACCCACUCAUGGCAAUCAGGUGUGGAUGAAUGUUAGCCAGAGGUCUAUGUCGUUCGCGCAUCAAGCUUAAUCAUCUUAUCCAUGUAUUGUAGUUCGUUCUCUUCCCCGUUUCUCAGCUUUCACGCUGAAGACAGUUCUUAUGAGGCUCUCUUUUUGUAUUCCUUUUUAUGAACCUAAAAUGGUUCUUUGUUUCAAAUUUUACAUUUUGAUUCAGGCCUUUCCUCAAUUUUGUCUUCGUUGUUGUUCUGUCCCUUUCGUCUUAGUCAAGUCCGAAAUCCACGUAUUUUAUCCUCAUGCCUGAACAGUAAUAUGUGAGAGUGUACGAUUAUGCGAUGUAGGAUGAUUGAUUUGAUCAUAUUAAUGGCG
This is a messenger RNA of Suillus subalutaceus, 3227 nucleotides long. Its product is annotated as fungal-specific transcription factor domain-containing protein. The record is from RefSeq and is a predicted model, not a curated record. The transcript has 8 exons. Lineage: Eukaryota; Fungi; Basidiomycota; Agaricomycetes; Boletales; Suillaceae. Gene Ontology annotation, molecular function: DNA-binding transcription factor activity, RNA polymerase II-specific; DNA binding; zinc ion binding. Bases 130 to 2931 code for a protein of 933 amino acids. Gene Ontology annotation, biological process: DNA-templated transcription; regulation of DNA-templated transcription.